AUGGCUGUGACACAAAGGCAGCCUGUCAAACAGGCAGAACAGCAGACGGAUAUUCCCAGCUUGCAAUCCCUCAAAGAUGCAAUCCCGAAGGAAUGUUUUGAAUCGUCCCUCACAACCUCCCUCCUCUACCUCCUUCGAGAUUCUAUCUAUUGUGCAGCUCUGAUUUACGCUGCCCUCCAUAUCCACCUUCUCCCUUCUCUGCCUAUGCGAAUUGUUGCCUGGGCCGUGUAUGGGUUCUUCCAAGGCUGUGUUGGCACAGGACUAUGGAUUCUUGCUCACGAAUGUGGCCACGGUGCCUUCUCAAAGCACCAAGGGAUCAAUGAUUUCAUUGGCUGGGCUACACACUCCUUCCUGAUGGUUCCAUACUUCUCAUGGAAGAUCACACACGCUCGUCACCACCGCUACACUGGUCACAUGGAAAAGGACACCGUCUUUGUCCCCUGGACCGAGGAUGAUUUGGCGUCGAAGAGAAAUGUUAGCGUUGAGCAGUUGAAGCACCUUGCCGAGGAGACACCCAUUGUCUCAUUUGUCCAACUUAUCGGACACCAAUUGUUGGGAUGGCAGAUGUAUCUCAUCCUGAACGUGACUGCCGGUACCAAGAGUGGCCCGGAUGGAAGCGAGAAGGUGAAGUUUGAGAGCCAUUACAACCCAUCGAGCGCAAUUUUCACGGCCGCUCAGUGGAAGCUCAUUGCCUACUCCGACAUCGGCUUGCUGAUCAUGGGCUCUAUCGUGUGGUACACUGGAACUAUCAUCGGAGCGUGGAAUGUCUUCUUCCUCUACGUUGUGCCAUAUCUCUGGGUUCAUCACUGGCUGAUUGCCAUCACAUACCUCCAACACACCCACCCCGAGGUUGCUCACUACACUGCCGAAGCCUGGACUUACACCAAGGGAGCACUGGCUACCAUUGACCGCACGACCGGCUUCAUUGGCCGUCACUUCUUCCAUGAAAUCAUUGAUUACCAUGUGGUCCACCACCUCUUCAGCCGCAUUCCGUUCUACAAUGCAGAGAAAGCCACCAAGGCCAUCCAGCCUAUGCUCGGUGAAAACUACCACGAGCAGAAGGAUGAGAGCUUCUUAUAUUCCUUGAUGGUUACCUUCCGCAAGUGCAUCUAUGUCUCCGAGAGCAAGGGUCGCGCCAGUGGACAGCCCGGAGUUCUCCACUUCGUUCUCUCGGAUGAGAGCAAAUAA
Molecule: messenger RNA, 1188 nt
Organism: Penicillium roqueforti
Lineage: Eukaryota; Fungi; Ascomycota; Eurotiomycetes; Eurotiales; Aspergillaceae
Product: oleate delta-12 desaturase
Exons: 3
Coding region: 1-1188 (395 amino acids)
Biological process (GO): lipid metabolic process
Molecular function (GO): oxidoreductase activity
Source: RefSeq, a predicted model, not a curated record